This is a messenger RNA of Lycium ferocissimum, 1683 nucleotides long. RefSeq names its product protein FAR1-RELATED SEQUENCE 11-like. The transcript has 3 exons. NCBI's taxonomy places the organism in Eukaryota, Viridiplantae, Streptophyta, Magnoliopsida, Solanales, Solanaceae. The coding region runs from base 1 to 1683 and encodes 560 amino acids. Gene Ontology annotation, biological process: regulation of DNA-templated transcription. The record is from RefSeq and is a predicted model, not a curated record. Gene Ontology annotation, molecular function: zinc ion binding.
AUGUCUAUUGCUAAAGAUAUGAUUGAUGGUAUCCCUCGCUGGGUAGUGGUGCAUUUUGAUAAUGUCCACAACCAUCUAUUAUUGAAUAAAAAGGAGGUAAGAUUUCUUCCUGCUUAUCGAAAUAUUGACAUUAUUGAUCAAAAGCAGAUUACACUUCUUGCAAAAGCUGGUUGUUCAAUGAGCUUAAUUAGAAGAGUGCUUGAGUUAGAAAAGGGUGUCGAUGUAGGCCAAUUGCCUUUCACAGAAAAAGAUAUCAGGAACUUUCUCCAAUCAGAAAGUUCUACCAAUAUUGAAUUUGAUGCUUUGGAGCUACUAAAAGCAUGCAAGAGUUUGAAAGACAAAGAUGUUGAUUUCCAAUAUGAUUUCACAGUUGAUACAUGUCAAAGACUUGAGCAUAUUAUUUGGGCAUUUGGGGACUCUAUUCAUGCUUAUGAACUUUUUGGAGAUGUAGUUGUUGUUGAUACUACUUAUCGACUGAAUCGCUAUGAGAUGCCACUAGGAGUUUGGAUUGGUGUAAACAAUCAUGUAAAUUCUACUUUCUUUGGUUGUGUUCUCUUACGAAAUGAGAAAGCAUCUUCUUUUUCUUGGGCAUUAAAGAGUUUUGUACGACUUAUGAAUGGAAAACAUCCACAAACCAUUUUAACUGAUCAAGAUCUUGGUUUGACAGAAGCUAUUGCUAAUGAGUAUUUGCAAUUUAAAUCUGACUUCCACAAGCUUUAUGAGCUCGGCAGCGUUAAAGAAUUUGAACAUCAGUGGGACGAAUUAAUUGCUAAGUUUGAUCUUGAAUCAGAUAGGCAUAUCAAAUUACUAUAUGCAAAUCAUGCAUCAUGGGCAUUGCCAUAUUCGAAGGGAUAUUUUUUUGCUGGAAUGACAACGACUAGCCGCUCUGAAUCAAUUAAUGCUUAUUUGAAGAGAUUUUUACAUGCCCGAACAAGUUUAAAAGAAUUUGUUGAGCAAGUUGGGGCUGCUGUCAGCAUAAGAAACUAUGCUGCUGAAGAGGCAAUGAUGCGGCAAAAGUAUUACAAUCCUCAAAUUAAGACUUUCAUGCCAAUGGAGAAACAUGCAUCAAAAGUCCUACCUUUUGCCUUUAAGUUGUUACAAGAUGAGAUGAUACUUUCUGUGGAGUAUGGUCUAUUUCCAAAUGCUGAUGAUUCAUAUAUUGUGCGACACUAUAGCAAAAUGGAUGGCGGACAAUCCGUCUAUUGGAAUCAAUUAGAGGAAGUUGUUCAGUGUUCUUUUCAAGAGUUUGAAUUUUCAGGAAUUUUGUGCAGGCAUUCUAUUCGAGUACUUACCGCUCAUAACUAUUUCAUGUUACCUGAGAAGUACUUGUUGGCUAAAUGGAGACAAGAAAAUUCCUUGGUUUUAAAGUUUACUCAUACGAUAAACUCUUGUAGUGACGCUAAUGAGUUCCCAAGUUUUCAGUCCGUAAUCAAAUAUUUGGGUCUUGAAUCAAUGAAGACAAAAGGGCGUCUUGAAUGUGCUAAAAGAGAACUAGAAAGAGUCCUACAAAUUGUUCAAUGUCUUCCUGAGAGUGAACACACCAGUGAAGAUCACGAAUAUGCUAUUUCUAGUCAAUCCAUGAAUGACAAGUCUUCAGAUGACGAUUUUCAGAUUGAAAAUCCCCAACAAUCUCAGACAAAAGGAAGAAAAAAAAAAAGGAAAAAGGCCAGUUGGUGGCAUUGA